This is a messenger RNA of Lontra canadensis (Northern American river otter), 882 nucleotides long. It is a transcript of the gene SDHAF1, whose product is annotated as succinate dehydrogenase complex assembly factor 1. The record is from RefSeq and is a predicted model, not a curated record. The transcript has a single exon. Gene Ontology annotation, cellular component: mitochondrion. Bases 104 to 460 code for a protein of 118 amino acids. Gene Ontology annotation, biological process: mitochondrial respiratory chain complex II assembly. Lineage: Eukaryota; Metazoa; Chordata; Mammalia; Carnivora; Mustelidae.
GCCGGAAAUUCCCGUUGCCCGGCACAGCCACUUUUCUGAAAGGUACCGCUGCGCGGCUGUUUGUGCGACGUUACCUGCGUGCGCCCUCAGUCCAGCUGCUGCCAUGAGCCGCCCCAGCCGGCUGCAGAGGCAAGUUUUGAGCUUGUACCGCGAGCUGCUGCGCGCCGGGCGCGGGAAGCCGGGCGCCGAGGCGCGAGUGCGGGCAGAGUUCCGGCAGCACGCUUGCUUGCCGCGCUCCGACGUGCUGCGUAUCGAGUACCUGUACCGCCGCGGGCGGCGCCAGCUGCAGCUAUUACGCUCCGGCCACGCCACGGCCAUGGGUGCCUUCGUGCGCCUGCGGGGUCCAACCGAGGAGGCCAGCGGCGCGGGGGCCCCAGGGACCCAGCCUGACAAUGCUGGUGGUCCGAGGAACCCCCUCAACAGCACGGGGUCACCAGAGAACCCUCUCGAUGGGCGGUGACAGGCCGAGGAGCUCACCCGGUAGCACAGGGGAACCGAGGACCCGCCUGACUGCGUGGGGGAACGGGGGAGCCCAUCUGACGGAGGGUGAGAUGUCUUGAGAAGACCAGCUGGGUGGAUUGGGGGUGUCGGAGAGCCCUCCUAGCGACGUGGGGUCCUAGAAACCCCCAUGAUGGAUGCUGACAGAUUCCCGACCUUGCCCGAUCCAUGAUAACGGGUCGAACUUCCUCAUUAGGUUUGGGGCGGCUUGGUUGCCGGCUGGCUGAACUGUGACAAGCUGAAAGCUACUUACCUGACCGCUUGGGGAGCCAGGACGCCCGUCGUCGGACAGAAAGAAGAGACACCCUUCUCUUGACCCCAGGCUCCCCUCUCUUUUAUGUAACUCUGAGAAGAGCAUACCUUUUGCUGAGAAGUUUGGGAAGA